Hyla sarda is the source of this 2643-nucleotide messenger RNA. Its product is annotated as adhesion G protein-coupled receptor E1-like. Gene Ontology annotation, cellular component: membrane. The record is from RefSeq and is a predicted model, not a curated record. NCBI's taxonomy places the organism in Eukaryota, Metazoa, Chordata, Amphibia, Anura, Hylidae. The transcript has 17 exons. Gene Ontology annotation, molecular function: G protein-coupled receptor activity. The coding region runs from base 56 to 1885 and encodes 609 amino acids. Gene Ontology annotation, biological process: cell surface receptor signaling pathway; adenylate cyclase-activating G protein-coupled receptor signaling pathway.
GACCUCAAGAAGACUCCUGCUCUAUGGUCUCUGCUGCCUUGUGAGCUGCUGCACCAUGAGAGGAGAUUCUGGUGAUGGAUUUUUCCUGGAUGAUGACAUGGAGAGAUCAACUGAUGGUUCUGGAGAUUCCGAUGAUGAUUCGACGUUACUUGAAGAUGACAAUGCUGACAAGGAGAAAUCAACACAGUUACACUUGGAUGACAGAUGUCAAGCUAAAUCCAGAAAUGAGCAGGAGUGUGAAAAACAUAAUAACACGGGUCCGGUGUGCACUUUCUUGAAAUCCAUAGAACAUAUUAAAGAAGAUGCCUGUGAGGGAAAUAUCACCAAUACUGUCCAGAAAGUGGCAUCUCAGAUCACUGACCUUAUCAAUCGAACUUCCUUGGAGACGUUGAACUUCAGUGACUUUCAAACAGUUAUUGCUGCAAUAAUUGAGAAUGUGGAAACCUCCUUGCUGGCAUCUUUCUCUGCAGACCCCAAGAAUGAAGAGAUAAACACCCCUGAAAUUGAGGCUAAAAUGAAAGUUUCUCAUGGCCAUUGUGGUAAUGGAUCUUCUGUUAUUCUAAGAGUCCAUGACAACAAAAUGGAAGUACCGUGUUCACUUGUAGACUUCCCAGGUGGUGGAGCCAUGUUCAUCUUAUACAAAGUUCUAAACUCCAGGUUAAAUGGUAGUAUUCUUGCAGCUUUUGGGCAUCCUAUACAAACAGGGACAGAAGAAGUGAUCUCCCCAGUGGUUGGUGGAGCGAUCACAAAUCCCAAUACAGAGAACCUGGUCGCUCCAGUGAUCUUCACACUGAAACAUGAGAAGGAUGUAAAACCCUCCCACACUCCACAGUGUGUAUUCUGGAACUCACGAACCAAACUUUGGUCAACCCGUGGAUGUACAACACAGAAGUCAGAGCAAGAGAACAGUACCCGCUGUGUCUGCACAUAUCUCUCUACAUUUGCUGUCCUGAUGGCCCCCACUGAAAUCCAGGUUGACUAUGCCUUGAGCCUGAUCUCUAUCAUUGGCCUCAGUAUAUCUCUUGUCUGCUUAUUUCUAUCUUUUCUCACCUUCAUCCUCUGUCAGUCUCUGAGAAGCGCUCACACCUCCAUUCUAACAGUUCUGUGUGGAUGUCUCUUCCUGGGCCAACUUCUUGUUUUGGUGGGACUUGAACAAACCUGGAAUAAGACCCUCUGCUCAGUGAUUGCCGGCAGCCUACAGUUCAUCUUCCUCUGUGCAUUCUGCUGGAUGUCUCUGGAAAGCAUCCUUCUCUUCUUGACUGUCAGAAACCUGCAAGCUGUAAAUUAUAUGAACUCUCAACGCUCUUAUUUCCCAUAUGUCUGUCUGAUUGGGUUUGGAAUUCCUGCCAUCAUAAUGAUUAUAUCGGUUUCAUUAUAUCCACAUAUCUAUGGCGAAGAGACACAUUGCUGGCUCAAACUUAGUCACAUCUGGAGUUUUCUUGGUCCAGUCUGCAUCUUUAUCUCUGUUAAUUUCACUCUAUUGGUCCUCACAUUCGGUCUCCUAAAGAAGAAGUUGGCAUCUCUCAACUCUAACGUCUCCACCCUAAAACAUACCCGCCUAAUGACAUUCAAGGCCUUCUCCCAGCUCUUCAUACUUGGCUGCACAUGGAUUAUCGGCCUCUUUCAGUUCGGACCUGGCGCCAUUGUUGCGUCUUAUAUCUUCACCAUCUGCAACAGUCUCCAAGGAGUGUACAUCUUCAUUGUACAUUGUCUGCUCAACCGCCAGGUACGGGAAGAAUACAGCAGAGCCUUCUUCAGGUGGUCUAAGAAGUCUACGUCACAUAGCGUGUCUGGUAGUACCAUGCCCAUGACUCAAAAACAAAGUCAAAUUUCGGAGGCACCGAAAGAGGACGGUCUUGGCACCCUGAAGAACCAGAAAUGCUGAGAAUUAUUGGGCUCCUCAAUGUUCUAGUCCUGUAUAUACAGUAUAUGCACACGGCUUCAACUAGUACAGUGGUCUCCAAACUGGGACCCUCCAGAUUUAGCAAAACUAUAAUUCCCAACAUGUGCUGAGAGUUAUAGUUUUGGAACAUCUGGAUGGCCACAUUUGGAAGAUCACUGAACUACUAAAUAGACUGUCAAAGAAUUUCUGCCCAGUUGGGAACCCUGCCCUCCACCAAUACAGAACAUGUACACGCACUUUACCUGCAUUAUAAUUAUUUGCUAUCGUAUCGGACACAGGACGAUCAUCCGUAAGAACGAAUAGGUUUUUUGUGACUCAUCUGAUAAGAAAUAGAUCCUACUUCAAGUUCUUGUCUCCACAGUCACCUCCAGAUGGGGUUGUCUUCUGCUGAACCUUUGGAACUCAUUGCUGUGUGAGAGCCUGGGCCUAUCAGAGGGCCUUCCUCUGUUACCCUGAUGGGCCAUGCAGUCAAACUAUCUACCUGAGCAAAUCCUAUAUACAUUACUAUAGAUCCAGUCAACUUAUAUAUGCCUGAGCUAUGAGCAAGAACAUUUUACCUGAGACAAGUUCACCCUGUUUCCCCGAAAAUAAGCCCUAGCUGGAUUAUCGGGGUGGGUUGCAAUAUAAGCCCUACCCCGAAAAUAAGACCUAGGCCGGUGGUCUUCAACCUGCGGACCUCCAGAUGUUGCAAAACUACAACAUCUGGAGGUCUGCAGGUUGAAGACCACUGACCUAGGCAA